This is a messenger RNA of Tupaia belangeri chinensis (Chinese tree shrew), 3965 nucleotides long. It is a transcript of the gene SLC16A7, whose product is annotated as solute carrier family 16 member 7. The coding region runs from base 330 to 1778 and encodes 482 amino acids. Gene Ontology annotation, cellular component: basolateral plasma membrane. Gene Ontology annotation, biological process: plasma membrane lactate transport. The record is from RefSeq and is a predicted model, not a curated record. NCBI's taxonomy places the organism in Eukaryota, Metazoa, Chordata, Mammalia, Scandentia, Tupaiidae. The transcript has 7 exons. Gene Ontology annotation, molecular function: lactate transmembrane transporter activity.
GCACACACACACAUACACGCAAGAAAAACAAGUUUUCUGGGCUUGUGAGGAAAAGAAAGGAGAAAAGAAGGAGUCCAUUUUACGAUGUGAUGCUUUCCUGUGAAACCUUAGACAAGAUCUUGGAUAUUAGAAGACUCUAGGACUCUUUAUGCCAAUAGAGCUGCUUUAUAAUCCAGUAUCUGCUCUACCUUUCCUGCUUUGUAUUGCCUUCAAGUAUCGCAGUUCAAGGUUUAGUGAUUAGGCUUAAAGAUUCAACGAGUAAUCCAAAGAAAUCUGUUCAAGUGGGCAUCUGUCCACAGGUUACUUGAAUUUCAGUUAGUGGAACAGAAAUGCCACCAACACGAAGAAACUCCCCUGUACCUCCACCUCCUGACGGAGGCUGGGGCUGGGUUGUGGUUGGAGCAGCUUUUAUUUCCAUUGGAUUUUCGUAUGCAGUCCCCAAAGCUGUCACAGUAUUCUUCAAAGAAAUCCAGCAAAUAUUCAACACUUCCUACAGUCAAAUAGCGUGGAUAUCAUCCAUUAUGCUGGCUGUUAUGUAUGCUGGAGGUCCCAUAAGUAGUGUUUUGGUGAAUAAAUAUGGCAGCCGUCCAGUGGUGAUAACAGGAGGCUUAUUAUGCUGUUUGGGAAUGGUCUUGGCCUCUUACAGUAACAGCGUAAUAGAGCUUUAUCUCACUGUGGGAGUCAUUGGAGGUUUAGGUUUAGCUUUCAAUCUGCAACCGGCCUUAACAAUAAUUGGCAAAUACUUCUAUCAGAAACGACCCAUGGCAAAUGGAUUGGCCAUGGCAGGAAGUCCUGUCUUCUUAAGUACAUUGGCUCCUUUCAAUCAAUAUCUUUUUAAUAAUUAUGGCUGGAAGGGAAGCUUCUUGAUUUUAGGAGGUAUAUUUUUGAAUGCCUGUGUGGCUGGGGCCCUCAUGAGACCCCUUGAACCCAAAAAAAUGAAAUCUAAAAAUAAGAUAGGUAUAAGAGCAGAAGAUUCAGAUCUGAAGGAAACCCAGGAGAAGGAAUCAACAUGGCAAAAAAUUAAUAAAUAUUUAGAUUUCUCCCUUUUUAAGCAUAGAGGAUUCCUGAUAUACCUAUCUGGAAAUGUCAUCAUGUUUUUAGGUUUUUUUGCCCCCAUUAUAUUCUUGGCUCCAUAUGCUAAAGACAGGGGAGUCGAUGAGUAUUCUGCAGCUUUGUUGCUGUCUAUUAUGGCUUUUGUUGAUAUGUUUGCUAGACCUGCUGGAGGAUUAAUUGCAAACUCCCAGUUUAUUCGACCUCGAAUCCAGUUCUUCUUCAGCUUUGCCAUCAUGUUCACUGGAGUAUGUCACCUCUUGUGCCCAUUGGCACAGGACUACCCAACCCUAGUGCUAUAUGCUAUAUUUUUUGGCCUUGGAUUUGGGAGUGUUAGCAGUGUCCUCUUUGAAACCCUCAUGGACCUCGUUGGUGCUAAAAGGUUUUCCAGCGCAGUGGGACUUGUCACGGUUGUGGAGUGUGCCCCAGUCCUCCUUGGCCCUCCUAUUGCAGGUAAAUUGGUGGAUAUAACUGGAGAAUACAAGUACAUGUACUUAGCCAGUGGGACUAUGGUAGUCACAUCAAGCAUCUGGCUGCUCAUUGGCAAUACUAUAAACUAUAGAUUGCUUAAAAAGGAACAGCAGAAGAAAGACGCAAGAAAGAAGAACAUGCAAAGGCUUGAGUCUGCAGAAUCUGAACCCUUGAGCAAACAUAAACCUUAUGAUGAUGUUACUGUCAAAAUUUCCAAAUCACACCACAAGCCCUCAGAAAGAGAAACUAAUAUUUAAAAAAAAUCACAUCUCUGAUUUCAGUGUUCAUACAUUUUCUAAGGAGUUUGAUUUUUGUGUUUUAAAAAUAUUAGAAAAGUUUGGUGUUAAAAUGAGGAGUCAAAAAAAGAUGGAGAUGAGAUCCUGUAGCAUCAAUUUUGGUACUUUUUUCAAAUUUAUUUUGGGUAGCUAAAAUGUGAGAUUAUGCAAUGGGUUUGGUUCCCUACAUGAGCCUGAAUAUGGUGUCUAAAAUAUUAAUUUUAAAGUCUGUCAGUGACUUCCAAUCUUGGUUGCAUAGAGAAAUCUGAAACUGAAGCCCCUGGUUUAAGUUGUGGAUACAGGAGUAUAUUUAAACCCAUGAUGGCCCUCUUCAUAUUUAUCAUUUAUCUGAUAUUAAUGCAGGAAACAGAAUUGAGAAAAAUGCAUUCUCUCCUCAUACUCUCACAUUCAUACCCAAAGGUACACAGAGUAUCUGGAGAACAAAAACAAAUUCAUAAAGAAUAUUACUAUGGUAAUAUAUUUUUUUAAUUAACAACAUACAGAAGGAGGCAAAAAAAGUAUCAUGUCUACAUGCUAUUUUACAAUGUAGAUUUCUGUGAUAAGCACAUGGGUAAAAAAAGGUGCCUUUAAUUAAAAAAAACACAACUAACUGCUAUCAAAAAAUUUGCAUACAUGAAAAAAUUGGAUAAAGAGAAUAAAAUCCAUUGUAAACCUUUAUUUCUUAGUGUUAUUAGAUUUGAUUAAUUCUCACACAUGGUUUCUUUUAGGCAGGCCAAGCUGUUAGUAUGUGAUGCCAGAUAAUAGACUCCUCAAAGUAUUUUAAGAGUUAUCACCUACCAUGUAAACCAAAUUAAAAGUCCACAUGACUUAAUACUCUAUGUCCAUUGAUUUUAAAAAGGAUUUUAGUUUAUAAUACAGAAAGUAAUAACUGGGCGUUUCUUCUUACCAGGCCUCAAACCAGAUUCCCUGUCAUCCUGAAAUAUCAAAGUAAAUAAAUGGAGUCCUAGUUGACAAGUUUAUCAGUAGACCAAAUUCUGAUUUUUCUCAACAGGCAGUGGUGCUCAGAUGGUACUAGUAUGAGUAUCCCAUCCAACUACAGUUGAUAAUGUGAGGUAGUUUUAAUAAGUCCUCUAAACUCUUUCCACAAAAUGUAAAAGCAAAAGUCACCAUAAACAGGCCUUCUAGUCAGUCAUUGGAAGUGUCUCAGAUGACAAGAACGACAGCACCUGAAAGUUCUCCUCUCUUCCUCCUGGCUGUGGGCAUAACUAAACCAGGAAACUGCUAAAACGCUUUUAGAAAUGGACAUGGUGUGAGUGCGGCCCAGGUUAAUUUAGCAGUUUAUUUUCAUAGAAACUGUUCUGUGGAAACAUCUGGGAAUCUGGAUCACUCUUAAACGUAUGAUAGUGCUGUGCUUUCCAAACUAUUGUAUCAUUUCGACUGAGAAAGUUCUCUAAACAAGGAUGACACUACACAUUAUGGCUAAAAUUAUAAAUAUUUUAUCCAUAAAUUUGAAGUUUCAAUUGACGCUCUGAUAAAUAAAAACACUUUAGUGCUUAAUUAUUGAAGUGAUGCCACUCUUAAGAUGUCAAAGAGAAUUCGCUUUUCAUUUUUUUUUUAUAGCAGUAGACGCAGGUGCUAUUGUUAUUUCCUUGGAGAUUACACUUGAAUUGCAAGCAUUUGAAAUGGUUAGCAUUAAAGAUGUUAUUCAAAAAAUUAAUGCACUGUGUAAGCAUGUGGCUCAUAUUUAAAAAGCUAUCUAGAACUCCAUUUUCAUUUAAUAUUUGCUUUUUUGCAUAUGAAGAGGUAUUUCUAUUUUUUAAAUAUUAAAUAAAACAAGACGUGCCAAUAUAGUAUGUAAAUAAAUUAGGAAAAAUGUGGCAGCACAUAGCUGUCUUUAAUGUAGUUAUACCCAGUCUUGACUCUCAAAGUAGCUAUAUUUAUAUUGCUAGUGCUUUUGUAAGUAAUUCUGACUCUUCCUAAGAGAUGCAACAUCACAAAUUGAGUAGUAUCUGUCCACUUAUAAACAUUUCCAAAGAAAUGGCUGGAAUUCUCUGAAAAUACACAUUUAAACUAAGAUAGAUAUUAGACUCCGGUGUGAUUAGUUAGAAAAGUAAUGAUCAAUGGUUUUAGGUAUAAGGCUAUCCUUUUUCUUUUUCCAAUUUUUGCUAUAGGAGGAUAAAUGUGCUUGCUAGAGAGGCAGAGAGAGAG